CUCCUAGUCGCUCGUCGCGGCCGCUCGUGUGUGAAACUCGCGUGCACGCAUGUUACGACUCCUGAAAAUUAUGUAAAAAAUGUGCGACCUGCAAAUUCGUGUGUUAUCAUAAUAUUUCAGUGCGUGUUAUAUUUUUUUGAGCUCCGUGAUUUUUUUUACUGUCAAAGGUUUAUUAGAUUUGUUUUUUUUUGGAAUGACUGGUUUUAUCGUGUGUGGUGACAUUUAAAUAUUGUUUAAGUAUUUGACAUUUUGUUGUUGUUUUUUUUGUUGACUGUGCUAUAUCGUUGUGAAGGUGUUAAUUUGGAUUCUGAAAAACAGAGAUUCCUAUCAAUUUAAUCAUCAAGGAGAUAUUUAUAUAAACCGGGUUUUCUUCUUAACUUCGAGAUACACAGAUCGUUACAACAUCCAGCAAGUCAUUCAAAAGAACUGGCGUGAAAACUGUUAACAAUUAACUGAUCACCAACAAAACAAAAGCAGCCAUGUCAAAUUCAAGAAAAUAACCUCAAAGAUCCAAGAUGGCGGCGCAAGAUAAAGACUGGGUCGAUUACUUCGGCGAUUUUAACGCAACAAAACAAAUUGUCGAUGGGGACAGCACUGAUUUAGACAUUUCGAAAGUAAAUUAUAAUUAUUACGACAACGGAACCGGUUAUCCGGGAUACUCGAACUUCUCGGCAGCUGAUGAUUUCUGCACGUCGAACCAUUCGCAUUUUUAUUUAAAUGUCACUUGCGAGUUUCCUGUUAAUUAUGCUGAGCCUAUGUAUGGGUACAUAGCCCCGUUCCUCCUAGCGACCACCACAGUAGCCAACACACUAAUCGUGGUGGUUCUAUCAAGAAGACAUAUGAGAACCCCCACCAACGUAGUCCUGAUGGCCAUGGCUCUAUGUGAUAUGUUCACCAUGCUGUUCCCAGCCCCCUGGUUGUUCUACAUGUAUACAUUCGGCAACCAUUAUAAGCCACUCAGCCCUGUGAGAGCGUGUCAAGCGUGGAAUUAUAUGAAUGAGGUGAUACCAGCGAUGUUCCAUACGGCGAGCAUCUGGCUGACCCUGGCACUGGCGGUACAGCGGUACAUCUACGUGUGCCACGCGCCCGUCGCAAGGACAUGGUGCACAAUGCCUCGCGUGAUGAAGUGCCUGGUGUACAUCGGCGUGGCUGCCUUCCUGCAUCAGCUGCCGAGGUUCUUCGACCGGCGGUACGUCCCGCAGAUCACAGUCUGGCGAGGACACUUCGAAGAAGUCUGCAGAAUCGAAAUGGCUCCCUGGGUGCACGCAAUAUCACUGGACGCGUACUUCAUAACCUACUACGGCUUCAGGGUCUUAUUCGUUCAUCUCAUCCCUUGCACAUCUCUAGUAGUCCUCAAUGUCUUACUCUUCAGAGCUAUGAGGACCGCACAAAUAAACAGGCAAAGACUCUUCAAGGAGAACAGAAAAUCCGAGUGCAGAAAGCUGAGAGACUCAAACUGUACUACAUUAAUGCUUAUAGUCGUUGUCACGGUCUUUUUGCUGGUCGAAAUCCCAGUCGCUGUCGUCACUAUCUUACAUAUAAUAUCUAGCACUAUUGUCGAAAUUCUAGACUAUUAUAUAGCCAACAUCUUGAUUUUAAUCACUAAUUUCUUCAUCUUAGUUUCUUAUCCUAUCAAUUUUGCGAUCUAUUGUGGCAUGUCAAGACAGUUUCGAGAGACUUUCAAAGAGCUUUUUAUAAGGGGCGCGGUGACGAGUAGGAAAAAUGGCGGAUCCAGUAGGUAUUCCCUAGUGAAUGGCCCUAGGACUUGCACGAACGAAACUGUGCUUUAAAUUUUUCGUAUUUUUGUAAAUAUUCUUAUGAGUAGUUUUUAAGGAUUUUUUGAAUUGUUUUUUUAAUUGUCUAUGUAUGUACUGUUAGGACAUAUCAAUUAUGGAAAAUGGAAAAUUCUGUUUUUAUUUUCAAAUAAUAUGAAAAGUUUCGAAAAAUUUACCUUCUACAAAAAAAGUUAAUUUAUUCUCAUUUUUAUUAUGGAUGGCACAAAUGUUUGUUAAAAUAUAAUAAUAAGUGUAUAAAAAUUAAACGUCGAUUUUUAUUGAAUGUAAAACAUUGUACAAAAACGACGAAUUCUAGGGUUUAUACCAAAAUAAAAUAUAGUAAAAAAUGUAAGUAGUUUAGCGAUGUAUAAUUUGCAUUUAUAUUUGCUUAUUGUAUAAAUAUAAAAAAUAUAUAAUUUGUGUAUACUUUUUCGCGGCUGUGAGAUUACCUGAUCAAAAGUUGAUAAUAAAUGAUUAAUUUUGUUAUAUUUAAUAUAUUUUGUAUAUUGAUUAGCUAAUCACACGGCCUUUGAAUGGUGAGCCCCCAUUUCGGAAAAGUAUCAAAAAUUUUGUAAAUAUUAUACAAAUAAAAAAAAAUACAAUUAUUUAGUUCUCAAUGUGCUUUUAUUAUUCAGGAAUUUUAGAAUAAGAUGAAAAACGAUUUAUGAGAUAUUUGUAAAUUUAUAUAAAAAUAUAUUAAAAAUAAAAGUAGAUAUGUGUAAAAAUGUGUAAGUAUUUAUAAAAAGUCAAAUGGUACUAAAUGUUUAUGUUGUAACUAUAUGUUAUCAAUGUUUGUAAUGCUUCCUUAUUUUAAUGGUAGAUAAUCUUUUAGAUUAGGACAAAAUAGAGAAAAAAAUUGAAAUAGUUGCGCCACAGUCGCGCUAUAGUUGCCCAACUAUCAU
This is a messenger RNA of Helicoverpa armigera (cotton bollworm), 2677 nucleotides long. RefSeq names its product sex peptide receptor (gene SPR). The record is from RefSeq and is a predicted model, not a curated record. Gene Ontology annotation, molecular function: G protein-coupled peptide receptor activity. Gene Ontology annotation, biological process: G protein-coupled receptor signaling pathway. The transcript is spliced from 10 exons. Lineage: Eukaryota; Metazoa; Arthropoda; Insecta; Lepidoptera; Noctuidae. Bases 516 to 1790 code for a protein of 424 amino acids. Gene Ontology annotation, cellular component: membrane.